Molecule: messenger RNA, 3655 nt
Organism: Syngnathus acus (greater pipefish)
Lineage: Eukaryota; Metazoa; Chordata; Actinopteri; Syngnathiformes; Syngnathidae
Gene: ablim1a
Product: actin binding LIM protein 1a
Exons: 26
Coding region: 214-2802 (862 amino acids)
Biological process (GO): lamellipodium assembly; cilium assembly; cytoskeleton organization
Cellular component (GO): actin cytoskeleton; stress fiber
Molecular function (GO): actin filament binding
Source: RefSeq, a predicted model, not a curated record
UUUCUCUAGAUGUGAACAGAUAACAACCCUGCUGGACUUUAUAAUGCACCGCUGUGUAUUUGGGGCUCACUUUUAGUUCGGAUUUGGACCUCUUUGACCACUACACUUUCCUCAUGUCGGAAGAAAGCUGUGUUUUCGAGGAGGACUGUGCUUGACGUCUACCUGGAGUCCUUUACCUCCCUUUGUGGCACGGUUGAGGGAGGGCAAAGCGUCAUGCCCACUCUGCCCAAUCUCAACAGCCUGGGGAGGCUAUGCAGCUCCAGCCGCAGCCACGACAUAGAUCGCGUGCGGGUGAAACGCAAGAGCUCCAUCAAGCGCAUGUCCAUCAUUGAGGAUGGACAUGUGGCCGAGGUCUUGUACCUCAUUCCCAAACAAUACAUGGAGCAGCUGCCCUACCUCAACCCAAACGACUAUUACCUGAGUGAGAGGCUACAUGACGUGGCUUCAGUGGCUCAUGCGCAGGAUACGCAGCACCACUCUACAGAGAAGCCCCUGAUCCAGUGCUUUAAGUGCAGGCAACCAUGCAAGGGCGAGGUGCUGCGAGUGCAAAACAAACACUUUCACCUAAAGUGCUUCACCUGUAAAGCGUGUGGAUGUGACCUGGCCCAGGGCGGCUUCUUCAUGAAGAAUGGAGAUUAUCUGUGCACGGUGGACUACCAGCGCAUGCACGGGACUCGCUGCAAUGGAUGCGGGGACUUUGUGGAGGGGGAAGUGGUCACUGCACUGGGCAAGACUUAUCACCCUGCCUGCUUUGUUUGCACCAUUUGCAAACGGCCGUUCCCUGCCGGCGACAGGGUGACCUUCAACGGGAAGGACUGUCUGUGUCAGUACUGUAUUGAGCCCAUGUCUCCUGGACCAAAAGACGUCCUGGGCGCCAGCAAUUGUGCAGGAUGCGGUCGCGAUAUCAAGAAUGGACAGGCUCUUCUAGCAUUAGACAAACAGUGGCAUCUUGGUUGUUUCAAAUGUAAGGCCUGUGGGAAAGUACUAACUGGAGAGUACAUCAGCAAGGAUGGUGCACCGUACUGUGAGAAGGACUACCAGAUUCAUUUUGGAGUGCAGUGCGAAGCGUGUCAUCAAUUCAUCACAGGCAAAGUACUUGAGGCGGGAGAUAAGCAUUACCACCCUAGCUGUGCGAGAUGCAGCAGGUGCAAUCAGAUGUUCACAGAAGGAGAAGAAAUGUACCUGCAAGGAUCAACAGUAUGGCAUCCUGGCUGCAAGAACACAACUAGAACAGAGGAGAAACACAGGGAGAGGCUACUGCCUCCGUCCCAUUUAUUCCUUCAAAAAACAGAAAGGCAGCCGACGAGGUCGUCAUCUGAAAGUAUUUGUUCCAGACCUGGUUCAAGCAUACCUGGCUCACCGGGUCACACAAUCUAUGCAAAAGUAGACAAUGAGAUUCUUGAUUACAGAGACCUAGCUGCCAUUCCAAAAGUCAAAGCCAUUUAUGACAUUGAGCGCCCUGACCUUAUUACCUAUGAACCUAUGUACACCACCUCCAUGGAGGAGAGAGAGGAGAGACGAGAAAGUGUAGGAGAGCUCCUUAACGCCAGGAGGGAGCGCUCGCCCUUACCUGACGAAAAGUAUUUUAGAACCAUGUCUCCAACCCUAUCCAAUGAGGGCUGUUAUGACAAGAGAGAACGCAUUCUUCAGAGGUCCACCAGUCAGGGUUCCUUAGGCUCGCCAGUUUAUAAUCGCCAUGGUUACACUCCCACUCUGUCACGGUCCCCACAGCAUUUUCACAGGCCAGCUGCUGCUGGGGCCCGCACUCCCUUCCUCCCCGCAGAAGCUCUGACAGGCAUGCAGAAGCUCUGCUCCUCCUUGUGCAGUAACAGUGUGGGCUCCAGAAAUAGUGACUCCCGCCCCACCUCCCCCUUUAGACACCACUUCCUCCCCCAUAGUCAAGGCACUGACCCACCAAGCGGCCGGAGCUCCCCUCUCCCGCUCAGGCCCGACAGCCGGCCGGGCACCCCGCCUCUCUCUUUGACCCCUAAACAUUUUCACCUCCCAGAUCAGGGCAGUAACAUCUACAGAAAACCACCCAUCUACAAACAAUAUGCUGCCAUAGCACGUCAAAGCAAGUCGGCUGAUGACAUCAUCAGAUCUGCCACCUUCCCUGCCGCCCAUGCUCCCUCUCCAGAUGACAGCUGGCAGAGCGAGGGUGAUUGUUGGCCCUGCUCUAACAUUCUAUUAGGUACAGAGGGAAGAAGACGAUCCAGAGAAGAAGAGGAGGAAGAUGCCUUGAAAAAAAAGCAGCUUCAGGAAGAACAUCUAAACAAGAUUCAGUCAGGUUUGGGGAAGCUAAUUCUCAGGGAGGAAAUGGAAAAAGAGCAGAUUCGGGAACGCCACGUAAGGAGUGUAUCUGCUCAGCGCUAUGACACCAAGCAGGAUAACGGGGAUGCAGAUCCAACUUCUCCAACUAGAACAAACUCUUUGCCUGGAUAUGGGAGGAAUGGCCUUCAUCGGCCCCAGUCAACAGAUUUCACGCAGUACAACAGCUACACUGACAUGUGCGGAGGAGGCAGAGAGUUUCAGCACAUUAAGGAUGGCCGUGCAGCACUUGCAAGGAUGGACAGGGGAGUUUCUAUGCCUAAUAUGUUGGAACCCAAAGUGUAUCCCUAUGAAAUGCUCAUGAUAACCAGUAGAGGGAGAGCUAAACUGCCCAGGGACGUGGACAGAACCAGACUGGAGCGCCACUUAGCACCUGAAACGUUCUUUGACAUCUUUGGAAUGGAGAUCCAGGAGUUUGACAGGCUUCCCCUGUGGAAACGCAACGACAUGAAAAAGAGGGCCAAGCUUUUUUAGCGCUCACAGCAGCGUGCAUCUCCAAACAUACACAUUCAAAACAAUAAUGUAGGCUAGGUUUUGGUUUGUUUCCUUUUUUUUUCUACCUUCUGACAUGAACUCUGUUUGCUCCGACACUUCCUGAGACUGUCAGCUGAAUGGUGCGACUCCUUGCACAGGAAACUCAUCAUCUAGAAUCGGUUUCAUGUUCAAAAGUGACGAAUGAAUGAUAAAUAGGCUCACGAUAUUUGUAUUGAUAGCGCUUUUUUUUUCUUGCUUUGCUUUUUUCCUUUGUAUGCUUGUUGCUUCCUGCUGUUUGUUGCUGUUGACUCCUGUGGAACUUUGUAAGUGUGGUAGAACCUUAUGACGCCACAGAAUGUCCACGCUUAUAGCCUGAACAUACAUCUGCUUUCCUUUUGCUUGGACCAAAAAAAUAUUUGGUCCGAAGGUUGCAUCAAUUGGCUCAAUGAGUCCAAAAAAAAAAAAAACACUGGGACAAGCAGUCACGUGACCAGGUGAAAGAGUUUUUUGCUGCCUCUACAUGGUAAUGAACGAUCCAAGCAUCUACAAUACAUUAAGCCUUCAUCUUGAAUCUUGGACAUUGCAGCUUUCAUUAAAUCCUUAAAAAAAGAAAAUGGCUCUCAGGCUCUCUGAAACAUGGCCAGACGCUUACCCUUUACAUGUAUUGGGAAUAUAAAUCUUAAUAUAUUUUAUUGCCAUACCCAAUAUACAGUAAGAGAUAAUUAGAUAAUGCACCUAAUGUAAUCAAGCCUGUGUUUGAAAAUCUUGUUUUAUACAGUAAAUGAGAACCUACACUGCCGAUUGUUGUAUUGGACACAAAGCCAAUAAAGCUUUAAAAUCACCAUGAACCACA